Molecule: messenger RNA, 657 nt
Organism: Anthostomella pinea
Lineage: Eukaryota; Fungi; Ascomycota; Sordariomycetes; Xylariales; Xylariaceae
Source: the annotation of a GenBank genome assembly
AUGAGCCAACCAACCGAGCCCGAAAUCGUUACUGCCAUCGCCUCGUAUAGGCAGCACAUCGUCGAGCACAACAGGCAAGUCUUUGCCAAGCUCGUCCAGCAAGCCGGGACAGCAGAAGCACCUGCCGACUGGGGCGAGGACGACGCCGUCGAAGCCCGACCUGGGGACGACCCUCGGCGCAUUCGGGCGCCUCGUGACGUCCUGGACCGGUGGGAUGAUCUCGUGGCCCUGCCAGAACUCGCGCUCGACGGAACGGUCGUGGAGCACGACGGGGCUCGACGCGCCAUCCUACGUGAGCAGUACCGUGCUGGUUUUGUCGGCGGGCUGCAGCAGCAAGACGACGACGCGCCACCCUUCCCUGCUGACUUUGCCAUGCUUAUGGCCCACGUGGACCGGCUCAAGGGGCCCGGCUGGCCCCUGUGGCGCGAGAAUAAGCAGCAGGUUCGGUUCUGGGACGGGCUGGGCGACGGCGAGGAGGCCGUGGCCCAGCGCGUCUGGACCGACCUCGAUGAGCUCAAGGCCAAGGCCGUGGAGACGAGCUGGGAGGUGCGCGCAGGCUGGGAGUGCGGCGCCGGGCCGGACGCAACGUGCUUUCUCGUCUACUUCCGAGACGCGGACUCGGACGACGAGCGCAGGCGGUCUUGGGCUCGGCGCUAG